Dendronephthya gigantea is the source of this 1107-nucleotide messenger RNA. Its product is annotated as meiosis-specific with OB domain-containing protein-like. Bases 1 to 1092 code for a protein of 363 amino acids. The record is from RefSeq and is a predicted model, not a curated record. Gene Ontology annotation, biological process: resolution of meiotic recombination intermediates. The transcript is spliced from 10 exons. NCBI's taxonomy places the organism in Eukaryota, Metazoa, Cnidaria, Anthozoa, Malacalcyonacea, Nephtheidae. Gene Ontology annotation, molecular function: single-stranded DNA 3'-5' DNA exonuclease activity; single-stranded DNA binding.
AUGGAGUUUGGGACUCGUGAAUUCUGGCCUGAUGGGACAAAUGUUGAAAAACAGAGCAAUUUAACAAGUGAAAGAACGUUCCUACGAGAUUUAUCACCUGGUUCAACUAAUAAAGUUUUGGUCGGGGUUGUUAUUUCAAAGCUUUCGGUUCAUUCAUUUCCUGAUAAAAAGAAUCCUGGUUCUGAGCGCUACUCUUUGGGCUUUACAAUACGAGAUUCUCCCAUGGACUACGUGAACGUCACUUGCUGGGGAAAUGGCCCAUUCAUCAACGAUAUUGCUAAAUCCUUCAAAAUUAAUGACGUCGUUGAAAUUCGUAAUCCUCAAGUAUCACCGAAACAGGCCAGUGAUUACGAGCAACAAUGGAAACCAUGGACACCCAGUAACGUCCAACUGAAUGUCAGCGAGACACAUUCAACAGUAUCUCUGUACAGCGGCUGGGAUCUCAACGACAUGAACGUUCUUCUACACACGCCUGUUAAAGAAAAUGGGGACUAUUGUGUUAUUGAUGAUAUUUUGACCUCAGGACAGAAUCUACAUGGAGAUCAUUUGAACGUUUUAGUAGCGGUUAAACAUGUUGCGACUCCAAAAGAUAUCAUGACCAAACGUGGAAAACAGGUUCAGAAAUGUGACGUCCAAGUGUUUGACGAAACUUGUCACUCCUUCCCAAUGUUGAUAUGGGAUGAAAAUAUAAUUGAAAUGGCAGUAUCAUGGAUCCCAGGAGAGACAGUGUUGUUCAUCGCAGAUUUGAAAAUUGUUUAUGAUGAUUACAAAAAUGCAAUGUCGUCGGUCUGUGACAACAGAACUAUAAUCACUGUCAAUCCAGACACCAGACAGGCCCAUCAGCUUUAUAGCUAUGCUCAAACACCAGAAAUUCUCAAUGGAUUAACGAUGGAAAACAAUGGGGGAGGAAAAGGCUUUAAUUUGGAUGGUAUUACUGACGUCUACACUAUACAGCAGAUGAAACAGUGCAUUACCAAAGCUGGUGAAGACAAUGGUCGUCCAUCAGAUGAUAUUACUGGAAUCGUUUUUGCUUUUCUCACGAAGUUCAACAUUGAUGACAAUACUGAUAAUAUCUUAACAAUGAGAUGGUAGGUUAGAAAGAAAGAA